AUGGAAAACGGAACAUACAGAAAUCAAAUUCUUAUAAUCGAAGGAUUGAGGGUCACACAUCAGUCUGCUUAUCCAGUGUUUAUUCUUCUUUUCUUAGUCUAUCUUUUCAUUAUGAUAUCCAAUCUUGGACUUAUGGUCCUGAUAUCAAUGGAGAAAGCUCUUCACAAACCAAUGUACCUUCUCUUUCUUAACCUUCCCCUUAAUGAUGUACUUGGUGCUUCUACUGUUAUGCCUGGUUUGCUCAAAGACAUCUUUAAAGAUGAUUCUGAGAGAUAUAUCAGCUAUGUUGCAUGUGUAAUUCAGGCAUAUGGUGUUCACGCAUUUAGUACAACAGCACACACUAUACUGAUGAUCAUGGCUUUUGACAGGUAUGUGGCCAUAUGCAACCCUCUACAAUACAACACAAUAAUGACCAACAAAAUGGUUGUUAAACUAUCUGCAUUAGCUUGGACAGUAGCAAUUGUCCCAGUUGGUGCUAUAUUGGCUCUUACUAUUAAGCUGUCACACUGUAGUUCAACUAUUUCAAAUCCAUACUGUGAUAAUCCUUCUCUGUUUAAACUUUCUUGUGAGAAUCUAUUAAUUAAUCAGGUCAUUGGAUUAUCAUCCUCUUCUUUGUUCUGGAUCAUCUCGAUAUCAUGCAUCAGUUUCACUUACCUAAAAAUUGCAAUUGUCUGCAUAAAAAAUAGAAACAGUGCACUGAAGAGCAAGGCUAUGAAAACAUGCAGUGCACAUUUGAUCGUGUACCUAAUUGUCCUUGGAUGUGGAUUAACCGUAAUUAUUCUGCAUCGAUUCCCACAAUAUUUGGAACAUGAAAAACUGGCUAGUGUCUUGUUCUAUGUUAUUCCCACCAGUCUUAACCCUAUUAUAUAUGGAUUUCAAACCAAAGAAAUCAGGCAGUGUUUUGAGCAGAUACUACAGAAAAGGAAAGUGAUUUCAGAAUGA
This is a messenger RNA of Electrophorus electricus (electric eel), 942 nucleotides long. Its product is annotated as olfactory receptor 4E1-like. NCBI's taxonomy places the organism in Eukaryota, Metazoa, Chordata, Actinopteri, Gymnotiformes, Gymnotidae. Gene Ontology annotation, molecular function: odorant binding; G protein-coupled receptor activity; olfactory receptor activity. Gene Ontology annotation, biological process: detection of chemical stimulus involved in sensory perception of smell; G protein-coupled receptor signaling pathway. The record is from RefSeq and is a predicted model, not a curated record. Gene Ontology annotation, cellular component: membrane.